CCACAACCCAACACCAAUUCUCAUCUUCAAUUUCAAGUACCAACCCUUCUUCCACCACCAAAGCUCCAUUUUUUUUCACUUCUCCAAUGGCCAAACCCAACCACCUCUGUCACUUCACAGCAAUUCUCUUCCUUUUCCUCCUCAUAUGUCAAUCUUCAUCAGGGAGGCCAUUGAAUGGACUCAACCCAGACAGCCUUCCGGCCACUGAACCCCUGUUAAAUCUAGUCCUCGCCGGAGAUGACAACGUUGACGUUUCGUCGCAGAAGGUUUCUGGUCAGAAUGUUCUUCCAUGUGACAUGGAAUCCGACAAGAAUGUUGUAAUGGAAGUUCGGGCAGCUAAGAAGCUUGAUGGGAGAUUUGGACCAUUGUUCCUGAGUAGUCUUCCCAAGGGAGUGGUGGUGCCACCUUCUGGACCAAGCAAAAGAACCAACAGCAAAAAUGACUAGAUCUGCAUCUAACAAAGAAGCCGUCAAAAUUCGAAUCUCGUCAUCAUG
Ilex paraguariensis (yerba mate) is the source of this 494-nucleotide messenger RNA. The record is from the annotation of a GenBank genome assembly. NCBI's taxonomy places the organism in Eukaryota, Viridiplantae, Streptophyta, Magnoliopsida, Aquifoliales, Aquifoliaceae.